GGCCGACCGCACCACUUCUCCCCGCUGCGUACCGCACCUUCGCGGUCCCAGCCGCGACGGGAGCGCAGAGCUCCUCCGGGAGCCCCGGGGAGGAAGUUUGGCUGAAAGAGGAACAGCCGCAGUUUUCUUUUUAGUGAUGGUCUGGGAGAAAAAGGAGCGCCCCAAAUCUCCAAACUUUGGAGGUGACAUGGGGCUCCAGAUUCCGAAAGCAGAACGGCGCGCGGGCUUCUCCCUCCGUGACGCUCUCCGCCUCCGCUGCGGGCGUGGGUGGAAGGAUGCCGAGCGCCCGGGGGAGCACGGCUGGACCCGGGCAUCCGACUGGGCCCCUGGGCCUGGGGCGUCGGGGGCCUUCGCUUCUGCCGCGAGGAGCCAAAAGGUGGGAUCGCGAGGGUGGCGGAACCCCAGGAUGGAGAAGGGCACUUCUGCGGUCCGAGCCAGCGAAGUUCUGACGUUACGAAGGAUUCGCCUUGGCUGUCACUUUGGGCCAGCCUGAGCCACGAUCUGGGGCAACUUGAUAGGACAAAGACCCCACGGUGAAGGUGGAGCCAUGCCCUUGAUUCCGGUCCUUCCACCCUUUUGCUCAUCACAAUAGCUACGACCUGUGCAGGCCUUUGGGUGCGCCAAGGGCUUUGUCCACCGCGUUGGGUGAACUCUCCCUUCACCCCUAGGACAACCCGAAACUGGAAACCAGUGGCCAUCUGUUGUUUAGUCCACUUAAAAGAGGAUGUUGAGACUUGUUUUUUCUUCGGACCCAAGGGUGCUCGGGAGCCCUCCAGUCUCUGCCUUUCUCACACAAGGCGUCUCUGGGAAGGCAGUGGAUUGUUGGUCUGCGUGGAACUUCUCAGGUGGACACCAGAGCAUGGAACACAUCCACGACAGCGAUGGCAGUUCCAGCAGCAGCCACCAGAGCCUCAAGAGCACAGCCAAAUGGGCGGCAUCCCUGGAGAAUCUGCUGGAAGACCCAGAAGGCGUGAAAAGAUUUAGGGAAUUUUUAAAAAAGGAAUUCAGUGAAGAAAAUGUUUUGUUUUGGCUAGCAUGUGAAGAUUUUAAGAAAAUGCAAGAUAAGACGCAGAAUCACUCAAGAUAUCCUGGAUUCACGUGUAUGCAGGAAAAGGCAAAGGAGAUCUACAUGACCUUUCUGUCCAGCAAGGCCUCAUCACAGGUCAAUGUGGAGGGGCAGUCUCGGCUCAACGAGAAGAUCCUGGAAGAACCGCACCCUCUGAUGUUCCAGAAACUCCAGGACCAGAUCUUUAAUCUCAUGAAGUACGACAGCUACAGCCGCUUCUUAAAGUCUGACUUGUUUUUAAAACACAAGCGAACCGAGGAAGAGGAAGAAGAUUCGCCUGAUGCUCAAACUGCAGCUAAAAGAGCUUCCAGAAUUUAUAACACAUGAGCCCCCAAAAAGCCGGGACUGGCAGCUUUAAGAAGCAAAGAAAUUUCCUCUCAGGACCGUGCCGGGUUUAUCAUUGCUUUGUUAUUUGUAAGGACUGAAAUGUACAAAACCCUUCAAUGGAAUGUGUGUUUUAUUAACUGCUUCACCGGUAAAUUUUGCAUGAUGGCUAAGCUAACAUAAAAAACGAAUAAUAAUAACUUGGAA
This is a messenger RNA of Pan troglodytes (chimpanzee), 1597 nucleotides long. It is a transcript of the gene RGS10, whose product is annotated as regulator of G protein signaling 10. The transcript has 7 exons. Gene Ontology annotation, biological process: regulation of G protein-coupled receptor signaling pathway; cell division; spindle organization. Bases 725 to 1393 code for a protein of 222 amino acids. Gene Ontology annotation, cellular component: nucleus; plasma membrane; cytoplasm. Gene Ontology annotation, molecular function: GTPase activator activity; G-protein alpha-subunit binding. The record is from RefSeq and is a predicted model, not a curated record. NCBI's taxonomy places the organism in Eukaryota, Metazoa, Chordata, Mammalia, Primates, Hominidae.